Messenger RNA from Candidula unifasciata, 442 nucleotides. NCBI's taxonomy places the organism in Eukaryota, Metazoa, Mollusca, Gastropoda, Stylommatophora, Geomitridae. The record is from the annotation of a GenBank genome assembly.
CAUGCAGCAGGGGAAGAUGUUUUUCUAUAUUGGAAGUGUUAUGGCAUUGGUGCAAGGAGGCUACACUCGUAGAAUCCCAGCUGGUAAAGAGGUCAAGGCUGCUUCCUAUGGUAUACUACUGGUGAUUCCAUCAUUUUUUCUAAUGGCAUUUGCUACAAAUACAUUGCUUAUGUAUACAGCACUGACAUUAUUUUCAUUUGCGUCUGCUACUGUGGUUCCAUGCUUGACGACACUUGUAUCUAUGUAUGGAGGAGAGGAUGAGAAAGGAACUAUCAUGGGUAUAUUCCGCUCACUGGGAGCUCUAUCCAGAGCAGUUGGUCCUGUUAUUGCCUCGACAGUGUACUGGUGUUUUGGAGCCCAUGUAUGCUACACGAUUGGAGCUGUAGUUCUGCUGUUGCCAUUUAUCCAGCUUAGGCGUCAAACGAAACAUGCUACAGAAUAA